AUGGAGCAAGCGGAUGAUGAGGACGCGACGAAAGAUGACGAUAUGAAGAAUCAGGCAACGAAUGAGACAAACGAAUCUGAACAAAACGAGAGCAAAAGUGAUGAUACUGAUGCUCAAAAUAAGCAGAAUUCAAGCAAAAGUAAAUCGGAGCAACAGCAAACGCCAUCUGAGAAAACGGAUAACGAGCAGCAGGAUAAGACUGAUGAAACGAAGGCAACGGGUGAGAAGAAUGAUGAGAAAGAAAGGAAGAACGAAGCAAUGAAAAAAUUGGCCACGGAAUUGGAGCGAAUGGAAACAGAUGCGGUUCAAGAGGGACUCGAUGACGAUGACAAAGAGCAAGAGGAAAUAGCCGAGGAGAAUCGUGAAGAAAACAAUUUUACCACUCAAAAU
Anisakis simplex (herring worm) is the source of this 390-nucleotide messenger RNA. The record is from the annotation of a GenBank genome assembly. NCBI's taxonomy places the organism in Eukaryota, Metazoa, Nematoda, Chromadorea, Rhabditida, Anisakidae.